Messenger RNA from Pollicipes pollicipes, 696 nucleotides. Its product is annotated as serpin B11-like. The coding region runs from base 1 to 696 and encodes 231 amino acids. Gene Ontology annotation, molecular function: serine-type endopeptidase inhibitor activity. Lineage: Eukaryota; Metazoa; Arthropoda; Thecostraca; Pollicipedomorpha; Pollicipedidae. The transcript has 2 exons. The record is from RefSeq and is a predicted model, not a curated record.
AUGUGUUGCAAGACCAAGGCAACGGGAAACCGCAUCCAGAACCUUGCCUCAGAGAGUGCUAUGCGCUUCAAGUUGGUCCUGCUCAGUGCAGUUUACUUCAAGGGCCUGUGGCUAACCCCAUUUGAUAUGACCGUGAAGGGACCGUUUUCUCACGGCCUCAGGAAACAAGCAGGUCGACAUGAUGAAGCUUUUACCCGGGUGCCGUAUGCAAAGAUGUCUGAUUUUGAUGCGAUCUCCUUGCCGUACACGGACGAAAACUAUGUUAUGCUGAUCUUACGUCCACUGACGCGAAAUAUGGCUGCCGUUUCACGUCUGAAGCACUCCCUGGACAUUCUUGACGUUGCCGUUAUCAUGAGGCGUUUGCGUUCGUCGUCUGUUCAGAUAACCAUGCCUCGUUUCAAGAUAAGAGCAGGUGGCUUUCUAAACAGAACCAUGUCGCAGUUGGGAAUCCGCAAAGUCUUUACGCGCGAGGCAGACCUGAGUAACAUUGCGGAUAAGUUCCUUGCUGUCGGCCUCAUUAUCCACAAGGUGUUUAUUGAGGGUGACAGAAAAGGCACCGAAGCUGCAGGAGCGGGUGCCGUCACUGACGUGCUGCCUCGACCCGUUCAGUUUAUGGCAGAUCGUCCCUUCUUUGCCAUUGUCUGGAACAAAAAACACGACAUCAACUUGUUCUCUGCGUACGUGGCUUCACCAUAG